Messenger RNA from Jaculus jaculus (lesser Egyptian jerboa), 2312 nucleotides. RefSeq names its product selenocysteine lyase (gene Scly). Bases 35 to 1369 code for a protein of 444 amino acids. The record is from RefSeq and is a predicted model, not a curated record. The transcript has 12 exons. Lineage: Eukaryota; Metazoa; Chordata; Mammalia; Rodentia; Dipodidae.
CUCCGCGGGCCGAGCGGGGCGCUAGGCCGGCGGGAUGGACGGGAUGGACACGGCGCCCAGGAGGGGUUUGCGGUCGCACGUGGGCAGCCAGCCCGGCGGCCGAGAGACGAGCCCGCCCGAGAGGAAGGUUUACAUGGACUACAACGCAACAACCCCUCUGGAGCCAGCAGUCAUGGAGGCUGUGACCGAGGCUAUGCGGGAGGCCUGGGGGAAUCCCAGCAGCUCUUAUGUGGCAGGUAAAAAGGCCAAGGACAUUAUAAAUACAGCUCGGGAAGCCGUGGCGAAGAUGGUAGGUGGGAGGCCUCAGGACAUCAUCUUCACUUCCGGGGGCACUGAGUCAAAUAAUUUAGUAAUCCAUUCUGUGUUGAAGAAUUUCCACAAAAAUCAAACCACAAGGGGGAACCCGGCCGCACAGCACAUCCCAGAGGAAGAGGCCAAAGCCCAUUUCGUUACGUGCACGGUGGAGCACGACUCGAUCCGUCUGCCCCUGGAGCACCUGGUGGAAGAACAAGUGGCAGAUGUCACCUUUGUUCCGGUGUCGAAGGCGAGCGGGCGGGCAGAGGUUGAUGACAUCCUUGCUGCUGUCCGCCCCACCACGUGCCUUGUGACCAUCAUGCUGGCCAAUAAUGAGACCGGCGUCAUCAUGCCUGUCUCCGAGCUCAGUGAGCGCGUUAGAGCCUUGAACCAGAAGCGAGCAGCUUCGGGGCUACCUCGGGUCCUCAUGCAUACUGAUGCCGCACAGGCACUGGGAAAAAGGCGUGUGGAUGUGGAGGACCUGGGCAUGGACUUUCUGACAAUUGUGGGGCACAAGUUCUACGGUCCCAGGAUUGGUGCACUGUAUGUGCGAGGGCUCGGUAAAUUGACUCACCUGCGCCCUAUGCUGUUCGGAGGUGGACAGGAGCGGAGCUUCAGGCCGGGAACAGAGAACACUCCCAUGAUUGCUGGCCUUGGGAAGGCUGCUGAGCUGGUGACCGAAAACUGUGAGGUUUAUGAGGCCCACAUGAGAGACGUCCGGGAUUACCUGGAGGAGAGGCUGGAGGCUGAAUUUGGUGAUAGGAUCCAUUUGAAUAGCCGGUUUCCAGGUGUUGAGCGUCUUCCCAACACCUGCAACUUUUCCAUCCGGGGGUCCAAACUUCAAGGCUACGUGGUGCUCGCACAGUGCAGGACGCUGCUGGCCAGCGUGGGGGCUUCGUGCCACUCGGACCAGAAUGACCGGCCGUCCCCAGUGCUGCUGAGCUGUGGCAUCCCUGUGGACGUGGCCCGGAAUGCACUUCGACUCAGCGUGGGCCGCAGCACGACCAAGGCUGAGGUAGACCUCGUCAUCGAAGACCUGAAGCAGUCUGUGGCCCAGCUUGAGGGCCAGGCCUAGGCUGGGGCUGUCCUGGCCCGCUAUGGCUGGAUGUGGCCUUGGCCACUCACUGUAGGAAGCCGCUAACCAAGGCACCUGGUGUCUAAGCUGCCCCUUUGCAAGAGCCGCUCCAGGAUGACUGCCUUACCCGGGCAUGCCGGGUGGCAGGAGUCCGUGUGCCUCCCCUCUGGACUCGCGUCUUCCCUGUGUACGAACACUGCCCAGCCCGUCCUUGUGGGACUCCAGCGCCUACAUCAGACUUCCUGUCACCCUCUGCCAAAGGCUACACAUAGGAAAGUGGAAAUGCUCCCCUCGAGGAAUGGGGAAGCCUAUCAGGAUCACCCAAUCUCAGAAGAACUUUCUACAGGACGAUAAAAUCCAAAGUUUAUAGCCCUCCUCAUUAAGCUGCUGUCAUUGUCAUGAAAUAGGAGAUGUGAUGAUUUUACUUGCCCGCAGCCUUCCUGCACACCUGCGGGCUGUUCCCCUGGGCUCCCCGUGGGCCUUUUCCAAACACUGCCUCCGCCAGACCGCCCUGUGCAGCGAGGUGCUGCCACGUAGUGACCUCGCGCCCCCCCCCCCCCGCGUCCCUGGCCCGACAGUCCUCAGUCCUCCCAGCGAGGCCUUGGGUCCAGCAGGGUGUCACCCCUGUGCCGUCCUUGCUUCUCUCUGCUCACUGACUCGGGGCGCUGACUCCCACACCACAGCUCAGCCUGUGCUCUGGCUCUCCUCAUUCCCAAGACGGGGGAGAGGGUCAUCCCUCCCUCAGCUUUAAUUUUACUUACAAGAUGUUUCUUUAUAUCUUACAGAUGUCUGGCACACACAUCACAUGCCAGUAUUUACAUAGGAAUGGUUUUCAGGGAGUCAUUUUGACGUGUGAUUUUAAAGUACAAAGGACUACCUGGCAGUGUUGAGUAAACAGUUGUCAGAAAGUAAAUGAAUUAAUAAAACACCGUGCUUGCCUGGC